Staurois parvus is the source of this 597-nucleotide messenger RNA. The record is from the annotation of a GenBank genome assembly. NCBI's taxonomy places the organism in Eukaryota, Metazoa, Chordata, Amphibia, Anura, Ranidae.
AUGUUCAGACGUCAGGAUCUACCUGGAAUGCAUAAAAUGAUGCGUCCUGUCACCAAUAAUAAUGUGACUUUCUGUGGAAGUGGCAAAUCUUCUUGUCUCAGCCAAGACAGCAUGAGAAGUGUAGAACAGUUUGGCUUGUACACCACUCAGCAGAGCAAAUACAGCCAUACUGUCAGCCAAAAGUCCAUCUCCUGCCAGACACAAGAAACUAUAAAUGAGGCACAUUUGCAGACCACAACCAGCAGAGAUCUGGACACAAAAAGUGAUUUAAAGAAAAAGAAAACCCUUGGGAGGUCUGGAAAGCGUGGAAGACCCUCUGGAACCACCAAACUGGCAGGAUACCGAACCAGCACUGGGAGACCUCUGGGGACCACCAAAGCUGCUGGCUUUAAGACAAGUCCUGGCAGACCACUGGGCACAACCAAAGCCGCCGGAUACAAAGUCAGCCCAGGGAGACCUCCAGGUAGCAUAAAAGCUCUAUCACGGCUUGCAAAUCUAGGUUACACAAGUAACAAUGCAGCUUUCCCCUACCCCACAGCACUUAACAGAGGACUCCAUUCUGUUGUGGAUACCAACAUCAAACACCCUGUUGAGUAA